AUGAUGAAAUCGAUUGUCUCGUUGGCAGUGGUCGUAUUUUUGGUCAUUCUUGUAAUUCAGUGUUCAUCAUCGUCAUUAGUGGUUCGUAAGCGCUACUAUGACAACUGGGAUGCAAAUAAUGCUGCUGGAAUUGGUGACAACAUUGAAUCUAUUAAAAGCGGCUCUAAUCGUCACAAAGGCUUCAAUAAACAUGAUCCAUGCGAAAAUAAGCCAUUGUGGUUUUUGAAAUCUCAAGCACGUUUGGGCAAAAUAUCUCCAUUCUACGAUUGUCUCAAUGAACAACGUUUCGAAUGA
Messenger RNA from Adineta ricciae, 294 nucleotides. The record is from the annotation of a GenBank genome assembly. Lineage: Eukaryota; Metazoa; Rotifera; Eurotatoria; Adinetida; Adinetidae.